CGAGAAUUAAGCCACCAGACUCUAAGUUCUCGUAUUGAAAAUGGUGCUCGAACGCUUUCCUUACGAUGUCCUUCGUCACAUUUUCUCUUUUCUACAGCAACACGAUUUGGACAGUUUAGCGGCUCUCGCGCGUACUAGUCACUCAAUCCACGAACUUGCUAUUGACCUCCUUUGGGAAAAUCAACGAACGCUCUGGUCACUUGUUCUUCUGUUGCCAUCAUCUGUGAUCGAAAGAGCUUCACUUGUCAUUCGAAAGCUUCCGUCAUGGGUCACAUUUCAUACCCACGUCGCUUCCCACUGCUCGACGUGGGAUAGGAUGCUUUAUUACAGCUCUCGCAUUCGGCGGCUCUGCCUCAGUAGGACCCAUCGCAUGGCAUACUAUAAGCUGCUGGCAGAGAGUCCCUCGCCUCUUCUUCCAAAUCUCGCCCAUCUUGAAGUUCAUGCAGACACGGAAUCGGAUCUACUAUUGUGCCUUCAACUCCUAGUUGAAGGAUCUCAGGGCCUGCAAUCAUUAACGGUAAAUUGUUGUCCCAGGGGAAUUCCUGCAUCAGUUUUAGGUACUGCACUAGGCUGCCUCAUGGCAAAGUGCUCUACGCUGGAGCAAGUCCACAUCCUUUCCCCGCUCUAUAGUACUGGUGUCACCUCUGGACUGCACGCGCCGGUAUUCUCUAAUGGACAGAAUUAUACAUUCCUCAAGGUUGUGGACAUGCUGUCGGAACAUGAACCCUGGAAUACCCAUCAUCCAAAGCUGACGGUGUCUGCAGAAAUUGUCAGAGAACUUGGGAGGAUGCCUUGCCUUGAAGACGCAGGUUUCCAUUUGGUUUUGGGUCUUGACGAACCAUUCGAGACAAUUUCGCAGGGUUUUGUUUCGGAUAACCCGUAUUCUAGGAUGUUCGGCACCCUCAAGAAGCUUAGGCUGCGCGUGGCAACUGUGAAACAUACCACUGCGAUUUUGGAAAUGAUUGGCUCCCAUUCAAUAGAGGACCUUACACUUUAUUGUCUCCCAACCGGACCGACGAAGAUCGGCUGAAGUUCAUCAAUAUCAAAAACUUCAAGUUUAUAGCAGAAUAUUUUUUUUCAGACCCAUUCAAGUCCGUACCACUCAGCCAAGGGGCUCGAGUCUCUAUGAUAUCUCCUUUAUUCGCACUCCAUGCCUUGCGUAGCUUCAAGAUCGAUGUCAUGGAUACGGUGGCUGCAGAUCGUGCCAUUGGCGGACGGCUGCCGGCGCUUUGCAGAGAUGACCUGGAGACUAUUCCUGAGGCCUGGAAGGAUAUCGAGGAACUAGGGUUGCAGUGGUUGAGAAGUGGCACAGAGACAGACACGCGUAUUGACGACGACGGCAAAACAUGGGAAUCAGAGGGACCUACUCUGGCC
Molecule: messenger RNA, 1374 nt
Organism: Suillus plorans
Lineage: Eukaryota; Fungi; Basidiomycota; Agaricomycetes; Boletales; Suillaceae
Exons: 3
Coding region: 41-1030 (329 amino acids)
Molecular function (GO): protein binding
Source: RefSeq, a predicted model, not a curated record